AUGCCCGCCACUCCCGCCACGCCCGCCAUUCCCGCCACUCCCAACGCCCCCGCCACUUCCGCCACUCCCUUCACAGCAGUUGCGAAGUCGACGGGAGGGCGGGCGGGGAAGUGGUGUGACUGGCGGAUGCUGGCGCUGGCGGCCGCCACUCCCUUCCCCCUUUCCUCUUCGCCCCCACUGCGCCCGUCGCUGUUUCUGCGCCACGGAGCCGCGACGAGGCAGCGUGACGGCGGCGGGUCCAUUGGCGGGCUCGCUCGCGGGCCCGCUGGCGGGUUCGUCGGCGGGCGUGCUCACACCGCGCUGGCGGGUCCGUCGGUGGGCUUGCUGGCGCUCUCGUUGGCGGGUCCGUCGGCGGGUUUGCUGGCGGGUCCGUCGGCGGGCUUGCUGGCGCUCUCGUUGGCGGAACUGACGGCGGGUCCGUCGGCGGGUUUGCUGGUGGGUCCGUCGGCGUGCUUGCUGGUGGGUCCGAUCCUGGCGUUCCUGUUCACCAUUUCGGCUGCUGACUCGUCUACCGAGAUCUGA
This is a messenger RNA of Closterium sp. Naga37s-1, 522 nucleotides long. NCBI's taxonomy places the organism in Eukaryota, Viridiplantae, Streptophyta, Zygnematophyceae, Desmidiales, Closteriaceae. The record is from the annotation of a GenBank genome assembly.